Molecule: messenger RNA, 777 nt
Organism: Closterium sp. Naga37s-1
Lineage: Eukaryota; Viridiplantae; Streptophyta; Zygnematophyceae; Desmidiales; Closteriaceae
Source: the annotation of a GenBank genome assembly
AUGGGCGGCGGCGGUAACAUCGGCUACAGUGGUGGUAACCACGACAGCAGCUCGGCUGGUUACAGCAGUGGUUACAGCAAUGUUACGGGUUACGGCAAUGUUACGGGUUACACCAAUGUGACGGGUAACAGCUUCGGCAACAGUGCUGUCUAUGGCCAACACGGUAGUAGCAGCUUCGGCGGUAUUAGUAGCAGCGCGGCUGGCGGGUAUGCUACUUCACAAAUGAGGCACCCGGUCGAGGGUAGAAGCGGGGCUGGCGAUGCUAGCAGCUUCGGCGGUGCUAGCAGCUUCGGCGGCGCUAGCAGCGCGGCUGGCGUUGUUAGCAGCUUCGGCGGUGCGAGCAGCGGGGCUGGCGGGUAUGCUUCUUCACAAACGAGGCACCCGGCCGAGGUUAGCAGCGGGGCUGGCGGUGCUAGCAGCUUCGGCGGUGCUAGCAGCUUCGGCGGUGCUAGCAGCUUCGGUGGUGCGAGCAGUGCGGCUGGCGGGUAUGCUUCUUCACAAACGAGGCACCCGGCCGAGGUUAGCAGGCCUGUCGAGGUUAGCAGGCCUCCUAAGCCCAUGGCUGCUCGUCACCGCCGGAUCCGCUCCGAGGAUUUCUCUUUCGCCGCGUAUUCUCCUGCCGACGUGACUGAUGGGUUCCAUGGCUUCCCUGGAACGAACGCUGCCGCGUAUCGCGGAGCGCCGGAGAUCGGCUUAAAAGAAGCCGCUGCUGCUGCCACCCCUGGGAAUACCCACUGCCAAUCAAAACUCCCGCUCUCAAGAAGGCAGCCCCGUUGA